GCCCCAGACUUCUGGCCACCUGCGUCUGAUGGGUUGGUGACCUCUCAUUGCACCAGGCUUGGGAGCCAUGUGGCCCAAUGGCAGCUCCCCAGGACCCUGCUUCCGGCCAAUGAACAUCACACUGCAGGAGCGGCGUCUCAUCGCAUCGCCUUGGUUUGCUGCAUCCUUCUGCGUGCUGGGCUUGGGGUCCAACCUGCUGGCCCUAAGCGUGCUGGCCAGGGCACCAUCUCCGCGCUCAUCCUUCCUCACCCUCCUGUGCGGCCUGGUCCUCACCGACUUCCUGGGGCUUCUGGUCACCGGCGCCAUCGUGGUGUCGCAGCACGCUGCACUCUUCGCCUGGCAGGCCGCUGACCCCAGCUGCCGUCUCUGCCACUUCAUGGGGGUGGCCAUGGUGUUCUUCGGGCUGUGCCCUCUGCUCCUGGGCGCUGCCAUGGCCUCAGAGCGCUACGUGGGCAUCACGCGGCCUUUCUGGAGACCGUCGGCCACAUGGCGCCGCGCCUGGGCCACCGUGGGGCUGGUGUGGUUGGCCGCUCUGGCACUGGGGCUGCUGCCGCUGCUGGGCCUCGGCCGCUACACCGUGCAGUACCCUGGUUCCUGGUGUUUCCUCACGCUCGGGACACUGCACAGCGACGUGGCCUUUGGCCUGCUGUUCUCACUCCUGGGCAGUGUGUCUGUGGGCCUGUCCUUCCUGCUCAACACCGUGAGCGUGGUCACGCUCUGUCGCGUCUACCAUGACCGUGAAGCUGCGCGCCAGCGCCCACGGGACUGCGAGGUGGAGAUGAUGGUGCAGCUGGUGGGCAUCAUGGUGGUGGCCACCGUGUGCUGGAUGCCCCUGCUGGUCUUCAUCGCACAAACCUUGCUGGGGGCCACCCCGGUCAUGAGCCCCUCUGGGCAGCUGUUGCGGGCCACGGAGCACCAGCUGCUCAUCUACCUGCGUGUAGCCACUUGGAACCAGAUCUUGGACCCCUGGGUCUACAUCCUCUUUCGCCGCUCGGUGCUUCGGCGCCUGCACCCACGGCCCAGUUCGAGGUUCCGGGCUCUGCCCUUGCACCCGCCCCCAGUCCAAGCCGCAUUCAGUGGACCCUGAAGGACAGUGUCAACCAAACCUCAGGUCCUCAGUGACUGCCACAGGCCUGUGCCCCAUCUCAGGAGCCCAGGAGGGGGCCACUGACAUAGGGCCGAUGCCUCCUUGAUGCUAGGGAUGUCCUCCCUGACCCCCAGAGUUCCCCCAGUCCAGGUAGGGUGCUUGGGUCACUUGUAGGAGGCCCAUUGCAGGAGCUGUGGGAACCAGCUGAGACCCAGAGCCCGAGACACCUAGCUUCACGUUUCUCUGGGCUCAAGGGUCAUCAGCGUUGGUUGGAUAUUGAAAGCAUCUGUCUGAGUCCCACAGUCAGGUCUGGAGACACCAACCUCUCCAGUGUUUACUGAGCCCCCUCUCCCACAGCUGCCAACACACUUGCUCAAUAAAUGGUUGAAU
This is a messenger RNA of Phodopus roborovskii (desert hamster), 1477 nucleotides long. It is a transcript of the gene Tbxa2r, whose product is annotated as thromboxane A2 receptor. The record is from RefSeq and is a predicted model, not a curated record. The transcript has 2 exons. The coding region runs from base 68 to 1087 and encodes 339 amino acids. Gene Ontology annotation, biological process: adenylate cyclase-activating G protein-coupled receptor signaling pathway; positive regulation of blood pressure; positive regulation of cytosolic calcium ion concentration. Gene Ontology annotation, cellular component: plasma membrane. Gene Ontology annotation, molecular function: thromboxane A2 receptor activity. Lineage: Eukaryota; Metazoa; Chordata; Mammalia; Rodentia; Cricetidae.